AUAUGCUUGUUUGAGAAGGCGUCUCCUGGUUGAUCCACAUAUGCCAAAAGAUGGAAGUAAUUCUCCCGAUCUUGCUAUAGACAAUCCAUUAUCACAAAACCCAGAUAGCACCUGGGGACGCUUCUUUCGGAAUGCUGAACUGGAAAAAACAGUUGACCAGGAUUUAUCACGUUUAUAUCCCGAACAUGGAAACUAUUUCCAGACUCCUGGCUGUCAGGGAAUGUUGAGACGAAUUUUGUUAAUGUGGUGUCUUAGACAUCCAGAGUAUGGUUAUAGACAAGGAAUGCAUGAACUUUUGGCUCCUUUAUUGUAUGUUCUUCAUGUUGAUGUGGAGCGUCUCUCUGAAGUGCGAAAACAAUAUGAAGACCAUUUUAUUGACAAAUUUGAUGAUGUAUCAUUUCAUGAGAAUGAUCUCAUGUACAAUUUUGAUUUCAAAAAGUAUUUAGAUGCUAUGGAUGAUGAUAUGGGUUCUCAUGGUAAUGCCUCCAAAAUUAGGAGUCUUGAUGAGCUUGAUCCUGAUAUACAAACCAUUGUGUUGCUAAGUGAUGCAUAUGGCGCUGAAGGUGAACUGGGAAUUCUCUUGUCCGAGAAAUUUAUGGAACAUGAUGCUUACUGUAUGUUUGAGGCUUUGAUGAAUGGGUCUCAUGGUGCAGUUUCCAUGGCAGACUUCUUCUCUCCAUCCCCUGCAGGUGGUUCUCAUUCUGGGUUACCUCCUGUUAUUGAAGCUUCUGCUGCAUUAUACCAUUUGUUGUCUGUUGUUGAUUCAUCUUUGCACAGCCAUCUUGUUGAACUUGGUGUUGAACCACAAUAUUUUGCACUUCGUUGGUUGCGGGUUUUAUUUGGACGAGAGUUUUCGCUUGAAAACCUCUUAUUAAUAUGGGAUGAAAUAUUUGCAGCAGAUAACAGUAAAAUAGACAAAGGUGCUGACGAUGAUACAGGUUCUAGCUUUGGUAUUUUCAGUUCACCUAGGGGCGGAUUGAUAUCAGCUAUUGCAGUUUCUAUGAUACUUCAUUUGAGGUCUUCGCUGCUCGCCACUGAGAAUGCUACUACCUGUCUCCAGAGACUCUUGAAUUUUCCAGAGAAUAUGGAUCUGAGGAAACUUCUAGACAAGGCAAAGUCUUUACAGGCUCUUGCAUUAGGUGAUAGUAUCUCAUCCAUUUCUCCUAUUUGUGGGAUUUAUAACUAUAGUAAAUCAAUGGCAAAGGGAGGUCAUACUAUUUCAUCUGGUUCUACUUCUCCAAAAACCCCUCUAAGCAUGGUGCCUGACAGCUAUUGGGAAGAGAAGUGGAGAGUUUUGCACAAAGCGGAAGAACUCAGGCAUUCUAGUUCAGUAAAACAAAACCCAACCCCGAGAAAAGGGUGGUCUGAAAAAGUAAGAUCAACUCUAUCUAGAGUAGAAUCUGAUCCAUCUCCGGUGAAACUUUGGUGUGGACAGGACCAUAAGCCAUCUGUUAGGCGCCGUUUGCUUGAAGAUUUAUCGCGUGAACUUGGCUGUGAUGAAGAUACUGAGAAAGUAGGCUGCAAUGACGUUUUAGACCAGAAGGACAUCAUCCGUGCAGAUGCUGAGGAUCAAAAUGGUGUUUCUAAGGACUUUAGUUGCGCAGCUGAGGAGAGAUGUCCGAGUGGAAAUGCUGGCAGUGAUGAAAAUUCCUCUGUAUUUUCAGACCCAUCUAGUCCUCUUAGUGGUGCUAACAAUCAUGAAAACGACUCAGAGAAAAGUAGUGUUGCCUCUAAUUUGUCUGUUGAUGAAACUGAUGAACAUCCUGAGGAAGGUGCAAUUGUUCCUCCUGUUUCCCAUCUCCCAAAUGAUGCUCCUUUAAAUUCUGGGGGCAACAAUGAUGUGACUGGAAAACCAGUGACAGCUCCAAAGGAGCGGAAGCUUCUUUCAGGUAAAUUCCAAUGGUUUUGGAAGUUUGGACGGAGUAAUGUUGGUGAGGAGACAUCUGAAAAGGGAAGUGGGGCACUUGAGGCUGCAUCUGCCAAUGAUACUGGCAGUCAGUGCUGUACUGUAAGCUCUUCUUUUGAUGAAUCAUGCAAUUCUUAUACAAGUGGAAAAGGAGAUGCUGUGGAUCAGAAUGUAAUGGGUACUUUGCGGAAUCUUGGCCACUCUAUGCUAGAACAUAUUCAGGCAGUAGAAUCUGUUUUCCAGCAAGAUAGAGGUCAGGUGGGAUCACUGGAAAAUUUCUCCAAAAAUGUUCUAGUUGGCAAAGGGCAAGUUACAGCUAUGACCGCUCUUAAAGAGCUUCGUAAAAUCAGCAAUCUUCUAUCUGAGAUGUGAGUUGCACUUUAAUUAUAUAUACCUGUAUAUAGUUUUGUAAUUACUAUUCUUUUAGUGAAAAAUAAAGUGAGUCUGCGUUCUUUAUUACAUUCUUAUUGAAAUAUCCAUAUUUUUGCGGGAGAUACUUAAAAUGUAAAUACGAUUUUUUAUCAUGAUGUUAUCAUUGAAUCCCUUGCAAUGCUUUAGUUUUCGCUGUU
This is a messenger RNA of Jatropha curcas, 2475 nucleotides long. The record is from RefSeq and is a predicted model, not a curated record. Lineage: Eukaryota; Viridiplantae; Streptophyta; Magnoliopsida; Malpighiales; Euphorbiaceae.